Messenger RNA from Pseudogymnoascus destructans, 2631 nucleotides. RefSeq lists its product as uncharacterized. NCBI's taxonomy places the organism in Eukaryota, Fungi, Ascomycota, Leotiomycetes, Thelebolales, Thelebolaceae. The transcript is spliced from 4 exons. Gene Ontology annotation, cellular component: cytoplasm. Bases 1 to 2370 code for a protein of 789 amino acids. The record is from RefSeq and is a predicted model, not a curated record. Gene Ontology annotation, biological process: protein phosphorylation; tRNA export from nucleus. Gene Ontology annotation, molecular function: ATP binding; protein kinase activity.
AUGGAUUUCUUAAAAUCCGCUGUCGCCUCGGCGAUUUCUGGGGGGCCUCCUUUUCCAUACAGCUUUGGAGAUCGUGUAGACGUCGACGACUCGAUAUGGACACUAUAUAACGGUACACGAAGAGAAGAGGGCUCGAACUGCAGCAUAUUUUCUUUUGAUGUGCCCGCAAACAAAUCACUACUGCCUCUGGCAAGAAAUGCCGUCAAGAAACUGCGGACACUUCGACACCCAGGCGUCAUAAAAGUGCUUGACACAGUUGAGACCGAAUCAUACAUAUACGUUGCCACGGAGCGCUUGAUACCAUUGCGAUGGCACAUAAAGCGGAAGAGCAUGAGUGAGGAGACUAUAAAAUGGGGACUUUUUAGUAUAGCGCAAACCGUCAAGUUCAUCAACGACGAUGCCUCCUCGAUACAUGGGAGCCUCAAAGCCGCGUCCGUAUAUACCAGCGAGAGUGGAGAAUGGAAACUGGGUGGUUUUGAGGUGCUGAGCAGUCUAAAAGAUGACGAAGCAGUAAUAUACAGAUAUGGAAGCCUUGUGCCCGAAUCGGCCCGGUACAUGCCUCCUGAGCUGGCCAAAUCAGGCUGGGAAACCAUUAAAAAGAAUCCAGCAACGGCCCUCGACGCAUACAACUUCGGUAUACUGUUAAUUGAAACCUUCAAGGGUGAUUUCCUUGGCUCCGACCAGGUCGGCCAAACGAAGGGCAUCCCUUCGAACAUGCAACCGAGCUACAAACGACUCGUAAAUGCAAACCCAAAGUCUAGAUCUAGUGUCGCGCAUUUCUUAGAUCAAGGUCGAAGGGAUGGAGGAUUUUUGGAUACCCCUCUGAUCAAACUGACUGAGGGAGUUGACAGCAUUGGAAUGAAAUCCGAGAAUGAGAGAGAAGUGUUUUUGAGCGAUUUAGACCAACUGUCAGAUGAUUUCCCGGAAGAAUACUUCAAGAUGAAAAUCCUCCCCGAGCUGUUAAAAUCAGUGGAAUUUGGUGGAGGUGGCCCGAAGGUCUUCAGCGUCGUCAUGAAAAUCGCCCAGAAGCUAACAGAUGGGGAUUUCGACGCCAAAGUAACUCCAGCCGUAGUGCGGCUUUUCCAGAGUCCCGAUCGGGCUAUUCGAGUCUGCCUUUUGGACAAUCUACCUGUUAUGAUCGACCGCCUACCUCAAAAAAUUGUUAACGACAAAAUCUACCCGCAGAUGGUUACUGGUUUCACCGAUGUCGCCCCCCUUAUUCGCGAGCAAACCGUCAAAGCUGUUCUCACUAUAAUAACUAAGUUAUCUGACCGUACGAUUAACUCAGAUCUCCUCAAGCAGCUCGCUCGUACCUCCAACGAUGAGCAACCUGGUAUCCGCACCAACACAACAAUCUGUCUCGGGAAGAUUGCCCGCUCCCUCGGUGUGUCGACUCGCUCAAAAGUUCUCAUCGCAGCUUUCACGCGGUCGCUACGGGAUCCAUUCGUGCAUGCCCGAAACGCCGCUUUACAAGCACUAACGGCCACUGCCGAUUGUUUCACCGAUGAAGAUAUAGCGGGAAAGAUUUUACCCGCUGUGUGCCCGCUAUUACUAGAUAAAGAGAAAUUGGUGCGAGACCAGGCGAACAAGAGUGUAGAUACUUACCUCAGACAAGUCCGCAAGGCAGCGAGUCAGAUGCAAGACACCGUCCUCCCACCGCCAGCUUCGGACGCCGGCCGCUCGAACUCCAACUCCACUACCCCUCGCAUGGGCACACCCCAACCCAGCGAAGCUGCGUCAUGGACCGGCUGGGCAAUUUCCUCAUUCACGAAUAAAAUCUCCACAGCAGCGGGCGACAUCGAGCCAUCUUCUUCCUCCGCCAGUACCCUCGCCCUCCCCCCUCCAACACUAGAGACGAGAGCAGUAAGCGUUCCCGUUCGUGCCUCGGCCUCAGCAUCCGCCCUCCACCGCCAAGCCAUCACAUCCCCUCCACCAACCUCAACCCGCACCUACACGUCCUUCGCCUCCGCCUCCAACGCCGCAGAUUACUUCCAAGAUGCGGGCGACGCGAGUGAGGACGACUUCGAGGCCUGGGGCGACAUGGAUGACGAUGAGAUGGCGUUCAAGGACGCUGUGGAUGAGCAACCCAAGGCUCCUGCUAAGCCUACAGUUUCAGCAAAACCAUUCGAGGAUGACGGUGAGCCAGACUUUGCGGGCUGGCUAGCGGCGCAGGCGGGUAAGAAGACUGGCUCGAAGCCAUUGCCGAAGGGGCUUGCGAAGCCGGGGAGUGCAGGCGCGAGGCCUAAUGUGUUGGGCGCUGGGUCGAGGAAGGUGAGCGCGGCAGCGCCGGCGAAGCCUGUGGUGAAGAAGGUUAUUGAUACGAAGCCGGAAGAGGCGGGUGAUGAUGAUGGAUGGGGUGAUCGGUGGUAGAUAUUGUGGGGAUGAGUUUAUAUGGGCAGCUAGCGCAUGUAGGAUGCAUUGCUUGGCGUUCCUGGAUACCAUUUUGUUUGGCCAAGUCAUAUAGAUGUAUAGAAGGCGCUGAAUUUGAAUAUUUCACGCCACCCCCUUUUCCUAGAAUGAGAUUGACGGCCCAAGAGCAGUGAAGGUGUAUACUAGUCUAUAAACCAACAGGCAGCGUGGGAGGGCUAUUACUAUUGGCCUACUCAGUGUCACUACAUAGGGCUACUGACA